GGAUUUGACAUUUCUUCGGCAAGCGAAUGUGAUUUGGAAAUAUCUGUUUGUGUCUGUAUCGCAUUAAUCGGCUGUUAGAAUUCUUCUCAAUUAAAAGAUAAAAUUGUGUUGUAAAACCAUGACUGGUAUAAUGGAUUCUAUAGAAAUGCCGAAAUUGGCCGAAAAUCAAAAAUCCUUCGCCGGUAUUCCAGAGGCUAUAUUUCUGGAAGAAAUUGAUACUUUCAUGGCACAACCAGAAAAUGAAGAUAAUUGUGAAAAAGUACUGCAGAGAUUAGAUGAACAGCAUAGCAAAUACAGAUUUAUGGCUUUUAAUCUUGAAGCUCGUCGACGCAAACUGAAAUCACAGAUUCCAGACCUGCAACGUUCUUUAGAGAUGAUAAAUGUUUUAAGAGAAGAAAAAGAAGAAAGAGAAACCCAGUUUCUACUAAGUGAUCAAGUUUUUAUAAAGACUCUAGUACCACCAACGAAAACGGUUUGCCUUUGGUUGGGUGCCAGCGUGAUGUUAGAAUAUCCAUUAGACGAAGCUGAAGAGCUUUUGAAGCAAAACAUGAACUCAGCAGUUGUAAAUCUUAAAACAGUUGAGCAUGAUCAAGAUUUCCUUAGAGAUCAGUUGACGACCACUGAGGUAAAUAUGGCUCGCGUCUAUAAUUGGGGCGUGAAAAAAAGGCAAGCUGCGGCAAAAACUACUUCCCCCGGAUCAUAAUAUGGAAUAUUAGUUGAUAAAAAUCCGCUGGCAUUGACAACAACUUCUAACAUUAAGAGUCAAACUGUUCGCUUUGAAACUUUUUCUGCUCGAUAUAAUGAAUCACCAGUCUCAUAAAAUAUACGUAUUGAAAUAAUUUAUUGAAUUCGCGUGGAAAAAACAAUAGAUGGAGGUAUUUUAUUUCAGUGUUUGCCAAUCAGAUUAGAGGACAUAAAAUGUUAUUUAUAAAAUAGCAAUCUAAAAUGUGUAUAUUUUCUUACAUUAAUCAUUUUUACGUACUGGUCGAACAGGCAAGUGGUUUAUAAAUAUUUCUUUCCCAAUAAACUUUGCCAAUUUGUACAUUUACUUAUAACUUGA
Molecule: messenger RNA, 1060 nt
Organism: Zeugodacus cucurbitae (melon fly)
Lineage: Eukaryota; Metazoa; Arthropoda; Insecta; Diptera; Tephritidae
Gene: mgr
Product: prefoldin subunit 3
Exons: 3
Coding region: 119-703 (194 amino acids)
Biological process (GO): protein folding; tubulin complex assembly; microtubule-based process
Cellular component (GO): cytoplasm; prefoldin complex
Molecular function (GO): tubulin binding
Source: RefSeq, a predicted model, not a curated record